GCAGAGGCUGACAUGGAGCUGGGGAAGCAUCUGGCUGGCCUCAUUUUGGCUGUCACUCUUCUUCAAGGUGCUACAGCCCAGAAGGAACAAGGAUUUCCCGUGAUAAAAGUAGAUGGCAAUCGAGAAGAUGGUUCGGUACUUCUGAUUUGUGACUCACGAAACACAGAUAUCAAAUGGUUUGAAGACGGGAAGGAAAGAACUUUACCAAAGAAAGAUAAAAAGACGUUGGAUCUGGGAAGUAGUAUGAAGGACCCUCAAGGGAUAUAUCAGUGUCAAGUAGCAAAGAACAUUUCAAAGCCACUCCAAGUAUAUUACAGAAUGUGUCAGAACUGCAUUGAGCUGAAUGCAGGCACUAUAACCGGCUUUGUCUUCGCUGAAAUCAUCAGCAUUUUCUUCCUUGCUGUUGGGGUUUACUUCAUUGCUGGACAGGAUGGAGUUCGCCAGUCAAGAGCCUCAGACAAGCAGACUCUGUUGUCCAAUGACCAGCUUUACCAGCCCCUCAGGGAUCGAGAAAAUGACCAAUAUGGCCACCUUCAAGGAAAGCGACUGAGGAAAAAUUGAACUCAGGACUCAAAUUCUCAGAAACAUGGCAGUACGUUUUGGAGCACUCCUAGCAGAGAGAUUCUCAGCCCUAAAUGUAGAAUCAAGUUUUCCAAAGGUGACAAAUGGAGAAGAAAGCCCAUCAGAGCAAAUUUGGAUUUUUCUCGAAAUAAAAUAAACAAAAAGUAAAAAUAUGUAUGGUGUUGCAGGAGCGCCACCUAUUGGAAGGUAAUUUUCUGUAAAAAAAAUUGAAAAGGUCGAUAACCCCUCUAUUUGAAUAUUAUUUUUUAAAGUUCUAAUUUUUAUUUACUUUUUGUAUAGGUCAUAAUUUACAUGGUUUAAAUAUGCAAUAAAAGGUCUCCCUUCACCUCCAUCCCCAGCCAUUCAGUUGCCGUCUCCAGAGACAAACAAUAUACUAGUUUCUUUAUAAGAUAUAUAAGGUAUUAUAAAUCAGAGGUAUUCUAGGCAUACAUAAGCAAACUCUUAGGUACACAUUAUUCUUCCUUUCCCUAUUUUUCACACAAAUAGUAUCAUAACAUACAUCUUGCACUUUUCACCUAAUAAAAUAUUAAGAUUAUUUCAUACCAGUAAGUAAAAGGAGCACCUUUCUUUUUUUUUAACCCAGCCACAUUGUGGACUUGCUAUGAUUUAUUUAAUCAGUCCUCUAUUGAUGGACAAAAUAUUGCUGCCAAUAUUUUGCUCCUACAAUGCUGCAAUGACAUUAUAUAAACGUCAUUUUAAAAAUAAUUGUAUUGAGGUAUAAUUUACAUGCUAUAAAAUUCACCAUUUUAAGCAAUUUCCACUAUUCUUAGUAAGUCUUACAAAAUGUACCCAGUUGUACAAUCACCAUAACCCAGUAUUAGACAUUGCCAUUACCCUCUUAAGAGUACAUUCCCUGUUCCUACCCUCAGUCCCAGACAACCACUAAUCUCUUUUCUGUCUUAUCAGGUUUGCCUUUUUUGCCUGUUUCAUAUAAAUGGAAUUAUACAAUAUGCUGUAGUUAUGCAAUGUGCUGGACAUUCUUCUUAUGCUAAUCUUUAUGUGGAUCCAUGUCUUCAUUUCUCUGGGAUUGACACCUGGGAGUGAAGAAUUGUUGGGUUGUAUGGUAAAUUUAUGUUUGACUUUUUAAGAAACUCCCUGUAACAUUUUAUAUUCCCGGUAGUAAUGGUUGAGAGUUUCUGUUUCUCCACAUUCUCACCAAUAUUUGUUACUAUAUUUUUUUUAGUACAGCCAUUCUCCGAGGCAUAAAAUGGCAUCUUAUGCUACCUUUAUCUAAAAAGAAUUUUUAAAGAUAAUUAUUGUACUUUAAUUUGUAUUUCCCUAAUAACUAAUGUUGUUGA
This is a messenger RNA of Nyctereutes procyonoides (raccoon dog), 1880 nucleotides long. Its product is annotated as T-cell surface glycoprotein CD3 gamma chain. The transcript has 7 exons. Gene Ontology annotation, cellular component: membrane; alpha-beta T cell receptor complex; external side of plasma membrane. Gene Ontology annotation, biological process: positive thymic T cell selection; cell surface receptor signaling pathway. The record is from RefSeq and is a predicted model, not a curated record. The coding region runs from base 13 to 561 and encodes 182 amino acids. Gene Ontology annotation, molecular function: transmembrane signaling receptor activity. Lineage: Eukaryota; Metazoa; Chordata; Mammalia; Carnivora; Canidae.